AUGAGCUUUCUAGCCAAAAACCUGGUCCAAUGGAUGCCAAAACGUACAUUUACUAGCUUGUCUAGUUUUUCACCACUAAGGUCUUUGAAUGGUAGCAUCCACAGACCUUUGAUGCACACCAAUCCUAUGGAAGUAACAUUAAACAAUCAACCCCAAGGCACUAGAGUAUCUGUUUUUGGUACUUUAUUUGACCUAACUCAAAGAAGAUGGAAAAGUAGAGGUAAUACUUUCCAACCAAGUACUUUGAAGAGGAAAAGAAGAGUUGGUUUCCUAGCAAGAGCUAGAUCAAAGUCAGGUCAGCAAAUACUGAAGAGAAGAAAGGCCAAGGGUAGAUGGUAUCUCACCUACUGA
This is a messenger RNA of Kluyveromyces marxianus DMKU3-1042, 351 nucleotides long. RefSeq names its product mitochondrial 54S ribosomal protein bL34m (gene MRX14). Bases 1 to 351 code for a protein of 116 amino acids. The record is from RefSeq and is a predicted model, not a curated record. The transcript has a single exon. Gene Ontology annotation, biological process: translation. NCBI's taxonomy places the organism in Eukaryota, Fungi, Ascomycota, Saccharomycetes, Saccharomycetales, Saccharomycetaceae. Gene Ontology annotation, cellular component: mitochondrial large ribosomal subunit; ribosome. Gene Ontology annotation, molecular function: structural constituent of ribosome.